Messenger RNA from Engraulis encrasicolus (European anchovy), 678 nucleotides. RefSeq names its product E3 ubiquitin-protein ligase TRIM47-like. The transcript is spliced from 2 exons. The annotation marks the transcript as partial. NCBI's taxonomy places the organism in Eukaryota, Metazoa, Chordata, Actinopteri, Clupeiformes, Engraulidae. The record is from RefSeq and is a predicted model, not a curated record. Gene Ontology annotation, molecular function: zinc ion binding.
AUGGCGUCAGUGUCUUCUCUGGAGGAGUAUUUCUUCACUUGUCCAGUCUGCCUGGAGCUGUUGAGGGAUCCAGUGACUAUUCUAUGUGGACAUAAUUUCUGUAUGAGAUGCAUUAAGGGCUGCUGGGAUCAGGAGGAUGGGAAAGGAGAAUACAGCUGUCCCCUCUGCAAUCACACCUUCGACUCCAGGCCUGUCCUCCAUAAAAACCAUCUGAUGGCUGAAAUGGUGGAUAAGUUCAGGAAGACCAACAUCCAAGCUGCUGCUCCUGCUCGCUGUUAUGCUGGACCUGGAGAUGUGCCGUGCAAUGUCUGCACUGGUAGAAAACUCAAAGCUGUCAAGUCCUGUCUGGAGUGUCUGAUGUCUUUCUGUGACACUCAUUUAAAAACUCACAAUGAACUUCAUGGUGAAUAUCACACCAUCGUUGAUGCCACAGGCCAGCUACAGGAGAGGAUCUGUCCCCAUCAUAAGAAGGUUUUAGAAAUAUUCUGCCGCACCGACCAGAGUUGCGUCUGCUAUCUGUGUACCAUGGACGAUCAUAAAGGCCAUGACACGAUUAUGGCUACAGCAGAGUGGAGUCAUAAAAAGGAGGGGUUGGGGCAGAGCCAGAGGAGAUGCCAUCAGAAAAUCAAGUUGAAGGAGAAGGAGCUGCAGGAGCUGAGGAAGGCUGUGGAGACUCUC